Molecule: messenger RNA, 591 nt
Organism: Arvicola amphibius (Eurasian water vole)
Lineage: Eukaryota; Metazoa; Chordata; Mammalia; Rodentia; Cricetidae
Product: 60S ribosomal protein L21-like
Exons: 2
Coding region: 1-591 (196 amino acids)
Biological process (GO): translation
Cellular component (GO): ribosome; cytosolic large ribosomal subunit
Molecular function (GO): structural constituent of ribosome
Source: RefSeq, a predicted model, not a curated record
AUGGUGGAGGUAUGUUUACCAAAAUCUCUGGGAACGUGUUUACCACCCCAACUCUGGGAAGUUUCUGGGUCCAAGCUGCCACCAAGUAGCAUGUUGCUCACUGCUCAGAAACACCAUGUUAAUACUAAGUGGAAGAGGAGGGGCUAUAUGUUCUCUAGGCCCUUUAGGAAACAUGGAGUUGUUCCUUUGGCCACAUACAUGCGAAUCUUCAAGAAGGGCGAUAUUGUAGAUAUCAAGGGAAUGGGCACUGUUCAAAAAGGAAUGCCCCAUAAAUGUUACCAUGGCAAAACCGGAAGAGUCUACAAUGUCACCCAGCAUGCUGUGGGCAUCAUUGUAAACAAGCAAGUUAAGGGCAAGAUUCUUGCCAAGAGAAUUAAUGUGCGGAUUGAACACAUCAAGCACUCGAAGAGCAGAGACAGCUUCCUGAAGCGGGUGAAGGAGAACGACCAGAAGAAAAAGGAAGCCAAAGAGAAGGGCACCUGGGUUCAGCUGAAGUGCCAGCUUGCUCCACCCAGAGAAGCACACUUUGUGAGGACUAAUGGGAAGGAGCCUGAGCUGCUGGAGCCCAUCCCAUACGAAUUCAUGGCCUGA